Molecule: messenger RNA, 1023 nt
Organism: Anthostomella pinea
Lineage: Eukaryota; Fungi; Ascomycota; Sordariomycetes; Xylariales; Xylariaceae
Source: the annotation of a GenBank genome assembly
AUGUCGCUCGCUCGCCUACGAAAUCUGAAGACGCAGUCGUGGCCACCCCGGCCCACCUUCACUGAAGCCAAUGUCCCAGCCGGCUCGCAGGCAGGCCGGGUCUUCAUGGUGACAGGUGGUAACGCAGGCAUUGGUUUCGAGCUGUGCAAGAUCCUAUACCCGACAGGCGCGACGAUAUACAUGGCCUCGCGGUCGAGAGGCAAAGCAGAGACAGCCAUCAAAGCCAUCACGGAGAGCGUCCCUCGGACCCAAGCAGGCAGAGGUCACAUCAAGUUCCUGCACCUGGACUUGAACGACCUCGACUCCGUCAAGGCCGCGGCGCACAGCUUCGCCCAGCAGGAAUCUAAGCUCGACGUCCUGUGGAACAACGCGGGCGCCGGUGCGAAUCGGGUGAAGCUCGGCGAGCGCACUGCGCAGGGCUUCGAGCCCAUGAUGGGCAUGCACUGCGUCGCGACCCUGCUCUUCAGCGCGCUGCUCACGCCGCAACUCAAGGCCGCCGCCGCCGGUGCGGAGUCCACCAGCGGAGCGACCCGUAUAGUCUGGCUCGCGAGCGCGCUCGUGGACUCGGGAUCGAAACACGGCAUCGACUUCGGGGUGCUCGAAACGGGGACCAGCGACUCGGUGCAGAACUACGCGGCAUCGAAGAUGGGAAGCUGGAUCCUGGGCCGCGAGUUCGCGCGGCGGCACGGGCGGGACGGGAUCCUGAGCGUGGCGCUGAACCCGGGCAACCUGCGCACCGGCGGCUACGACGGCACGUCGAAGCUACUGAUGUCUGUCCUGAAUGCCACCAUGCUGCACGAGCCCGUCAUAGGCGCCUAUUCGGAACUGUUUGCUGGGCUGUCGCCGGAGAUCACGAUGGAGCAGAAUGGGAUCUAUAUCAUACCCUGGGGUAGGCUGCUGCCCGACGCUGAUGUCGUUCGGCAGGAUAUCUUGAGUGCUAUGAAGCCGGAGGAGGAGGGCGGGCUUGGAUAUGGGAGGCGGUUCUGGGAGUGGUGCGAGACGCAGUGGAAGCCUUAUGUUUAG